AUCCACCUCAAUUCUUUCCUGCCUCUCCACCGGUACAUUUUCCAUCCACCACCACCCAUCACCCGCCAGGCCUACGGACUACCUAGGCACGUCACUUUCCAUAACCUCCUUCAACACAAUACCUUUUCUGGUCAAGAUCAAUGGUACUAGCUGCCUGGAGGCCAUUCGUUAAUGACUUGUAAGUUAUUACCUCCACCUGGUUACAAGGCUUCCAAGAGCCAGCCAGUUUCCCGUCACGAGCCAUCAAGCCAGCCUCGUAGCGGCGCGCUCCCAUCCUGAUAUCCUCAUCUGCCAUGACCUGGGCGAUCCCUGAGAUGCCUCAUGUUGAUGGAAACGGACUCGCCGGAUGGUUCUGAUGCCCUGGUGACACGUCACGGUACUCUGAGUCCGCUUGACUGGCACAAUGGCAUCGCCAUCAACUUUCAGCCUCGUCUCCAUCAACCGCGUCCCCGCGAUGCGACGAGGUCGAGAUCUCCAUCAAUUCCCGGGUUUUCCUGGUGAUUUCAUGUUGAUCUCGGUCGCCCAACCUCACUGGCCACGCUCUUUCUCCGCUUCUGUCCUCAGACGGUCAAACAUUUGGCUAACGUCGUUCCAUCCAUAGCAGGCAGCCUCGACUUAGACCAUCACCAUGUCUAGCCCCCUCGAACCCGGUCCCACCAACGGGUACGGGUCGCCAGAGGGCGGUUCUCCCUCUCCAAUAGUCGCUGCCGGCCACCAGAGCGACAGUGACCUCUCAGAUAUGCACGAUAAUGCCGCACGCCUCGCCUCAUCGUCACCGUCGCCGGAUCCCAACGACUUGUCUGGUUACAUGAAUGGCGCACCCGACUUCGCCGAAAGCGAGAGCUCCGGCGAUGAGAACAACGCAUCUGACGAUGCUGACUUCGAUAUGGACGAGGACGCGGCUUCUGUUGCCCAAAGCGACGGGGCUGGCGACGUCCACUCGGACUCCAAUGAUUCUCAACGGCCUACGAAGCGGAAAGUCCCUGCCCGAGAGGAUGACUACAUCAAGGCAAAUCCAGAACUGUACGGGUUGAGAAGAAGUUCCCGCCCGACGCAGCAGCGCAGAAUGGUUGAUUCAUCUGACGAAUCCGAGUCUGAUGUGGUGCCUACUAACCGAAGAGUGGUGAAAAGAAGACGCGUUGAGACAUCGAGACAAUCUUCAAAACGAGGUACACCUGCACGACAACCCUCCACGAAUUCGGACUCCGACUCUGAUAACUACGGUGGUGCGCGCGCGAAAAGUCUGCAAAAGAAGGCACGCCGUCAGCGUGAGGCCCAGCCAAGCGCGCUUCUCGCGGAGAAGCGUUGGUCGAGCAGACGGGCCGCGCAAGUGCAACAAGGCGCCUACGAAGAAAGCGACGUCGAUGACGAGGACGAGGACAUGCUUACGCCCAAUUACUAUGCGGCAGAUGUUGUAGACGACUCCCCAUACAUUGACAAGGUCCUGCGACACAAGCUGAAAGACGGCCUCGAGCUCAGCUGGAGCUCAACUAGAACCGACUUCGAAUACUUCGUCAAGUGGCAAGGCAAGUCUCACUUGCACGACACUUGGGAAACAGCAGAGACCCUACGCAGCAUGCGAGGCUAUCGUAGAGUCGAGAACUACUUCAGAACCAUUGUGGAGCAUGAGCUCCUGAUUCGGUAUGGUGAAGACAUCCCGCCCGAAACCAAGGAGCAGUUCUUCCUUGAUCGUGAGCGUGCGGAAGAAGCACUGGAAGAUUUCACGAAGGUGGACAGAGUUGUCGCUGUUCGCGACGGUGAUGAAGAGACAGAAUACCUUGUCAAGUGGAAAGGCUGCUACUACGACGAGUGCACGUGGGAAGUUGCGUCUGCCAUCAGUGCGGACUUCCAGGACAAGAUUGAUCAAUUCUUGGACCGAUCUUCUCGGUCGUGGGUCUCUGAUCGCAAGGAGUCAAACCCGGAUACUCGAACAAGGAUGACCAAGCUUGAAUCGCAACCCGACUUCAUCAAAAAUGGUGAACUGCGCUCAUUUCAACUCAGAGGCCUGAACUUCUUGUGUCUCAACUGGACUCGCGCAAACAACGUCAUUCUUGCCGAUGAAAUGGGUCUUGGAAAGACCGUUCAGAGCGUGUCAUUCCUCAGCUGGCUUCGCAACGAACGCGAGCAAGAGGGGCCUUUCCUCAUUGUUGCCCCUUUGAGUGUCAUCCCGGCAUGGGGUGAUACCUUCGACAACUGGUCCCCCGACAUGAACUAUGUUGUGUAUCUCGGCAAUGAAGCCUCCCGCAGUACAAUCCGUGACAACGAGCUAAUGAUCAACGGCAACCCCAAGAAGCCAAAGUUCAACGCCCUCAUCACUUCAUAUGAGAUGAUUCUACAAGAUUGGCAGUUUCUUCAGCAGAUCAAGUGGCAAGCUCUUCUUGUGGACGAAGCUCAUCGUUUGAAGAACAAGGAGUCUCAACUGUACGCGAGACUAGUGAGCUUCGGCGUGCCUUGCAAGAUCUUGAUCACGGGCACCCCUAUUCAGAACAAUCUAGCCGAGCUGUCCGCAUUGAUGGACUUCCUCAACCCUGGCAAGGUUGUGAUUGACGAAGAGUUGGAAGAUCUUGCAGGUAACGAUACGCAAGAAAAGCUCCAGGACCUCCACAAGUCUAUCGCCCCAUACAUUUUGCGACGCACAAAAGAGACAGUCGAAUCCGAUCUUCCGCCAAAGACAGAGAAGAUCAUUCGUGUUGAGCUCUCAGAUGUGCAGCUGGAUUAUUACAAGAACAUUCUUACAAGGAAUUACGCCGCGUUGUCCAGCGCAACCGGCCAGAAGAACUCCUUGUUGAACAUCAUGAUGGAGCUGAAGAAAGUCAGCAACCACCCAUACAUGUUUGCGGGAGCCGAAGAGAGAGUUCUCGCCGGCAGCACCCGUCGAGAAGACCAGAUCAAGGGCCUCAUCGCCAGCAGUGGAAAAAUGAUGCUUCUCGACCAGCUCUUGACAAAGCUGAAAAAGGAUGGACACAGAGUACUUGUCUUCAGUCAAAUGGUCAAGAUGCUAGACAUUCUCAGCGAUUACAUGGCACUUCGAGGCUACAAAUUUCAGCGUCUCGACGGCACCAUCGCCGCUGGCCCUCGACGCAUGGCUAUCAACCACUUCAAUGCGGAAGACAGCGACGACUUUUGCUUCCUCCUCUCCACCAGAGCAGGUGGUUUGGGUAUCAACUUAAUGACGGCCGACACUGUAGUCAUUUUCGACUCUGACUGGAAUCCCCAGGCUGAUUUGCAGGCUAUGGGACGCGCGCACCGUAUCGGUCAGAAGAAGCCCGUCAGCAUCUACCGCUUGGUGUCAAAGGAGACCGUUGAAGAAGAAGUGCUUGAGCGUGCUCGCAAUAAGCUCUUGCUCGAGUACCUGACGAUUCAAGCUGGUGUCACUGACGAUGGCAAGGCUUUCCGUGAUGAAAUGAACAAGAAGGGUCUGAAGAUCGACGGGCCCAACUCCGCUGAAGAUAUCCAGCUCAUUCUCAAGAUGCGCUCGCAGAAGAUGUUUGAGCAAAGCGGCAAUCAAGAGCGUCUUGAACAGCUCGACAUUGAUUCCAUAUUGGAGAAUGCCGAAAUCACGAAGACGAAGGUGGAUGACAAGAUGAAUCUCAGCAGUGGUGGUAUUGACUGGGACAACUUUAUGCAAUACACCGACGUGAAGGUGGACGACUUGGCCCUUGACUGGGAUCAGAUUAUCCCCGCAGAGGAGCUUGCCGUGAUCAAGGCUGAUGAAGAGCAACGGAAGAAUGAGGAGUACGUGGCGAAGGUUGCUGCCGAGAGCGCUCCCCGGAGAGCGACAAUGAAGAAUCGAAAUGAGACGGAUAGGUCCGACCGUCUUGCGAAGAAACGACAAAGGGAGGAACAACAACGCCGAGAAGCCGAGGAGCAGCGUGCCCUGCUGUCUGACCCCAAGCGCCCACUCAACGAGAAGGAGACGCGAAACCUUCUCAAAGCUUUCUUCAGAUACGGAUCUAUGGAUGACCGCGGCGAGGAGAUCGUACAGGAAGCACGCCUCGGAGAGCGCGACCGCGAUUUCCUCAAGUCUAUACUAGACGAUUUUGUCAAGAGAUGCGAAGAUGCGCUCAAUGAUAACAACACGCGUCUAAUGGAUGACGAGCGGAAACUUGGCAAGUCUCUGACGAAGAAGGAUAAGAAGGCUGUUCUAGUUGAUUUCGGCGAGGUCAGGAAGAUGAACGCAGAGACGGCGGUCGAGCGUCCUCAACAACUUCGCCUGCUGAGGCAAACCAUUCGGAAGAGCGAUGACUUCAAGACCUUCCGUCUCGCCGAUGCGACCAAGGCUGCCCACUAUUCAUGUGAAUGGGGCGCUCGAGAAGACGGUAUGCUUCUGGUUGGCAUCGACAAGUACGGGUUUGGGGCUUGGACUCAAAUUCGGGACGAUGCCACGCUAGACAUGUCGGACAAAUUCUUCUUGGAGGAGCACCGCAUCGAAAAGAAGGAAGAACGAAAUAAGGCGACUGAAAAGGGUGUUAAUUCACCAGGCGCCGUCCACCUCGUUCGCCGUUCAGAAUACCUGCUUUCUGUGCUUGCGGCCAAACAUUCUAGUGACCCACUUGCUCACAGAACUGUCGAAAAUCACCAUCGCAAUAACAAGCGACUGGCGAAUGGACACCGUCGCAGUGAUGUAGGCAGUGGCGCAGCGUCUCCUGCUCCGCCGGCCCUCAAAAAGAGCGGCUCGCAUCGGGACAGAGAACGCAGCCACGCUGAUCAUCAUCGCAGCCGCAGCAACGCUGAUGAGAAAGGCACGCCGCGACCUGACUCCAAAAGGAAGCAUUCAGGCCAUGAUGAAGGCCGUAUCCCGAAGCAUCGGAGAACGGAUGAAGCCCGACGGACCAAAAGUAAUGGUGAUGAGCAACAGUCUCCUCGAGCUGACAGACCAAGGCAUCGCGAUGAGGGGGAGCGAAGUAGCAAACUUCGCCGCCCAGAUGAUCAUCGACAUGGCGAUGAUCGACGCAGGUCGAGCAACACCCCGCGAGCAAAUCAGCCAGACAACGAGCGUCGCAACCAAGCCCUUCACCGACUUGAUCAACUCCGUAAGAUGGGCGAUAAUAAGGAGGAACGUGAGAAGGACGCGGAUGCCAUGUUGUGGUACUUGCUCAAACCGGUUCGAGCAAACUUUGAGGCAAUUCUUGUUACAACGAAGGAGAGGAUCAAGUCCAGCAAGGAACGCGCCAAGAUAUUUGGAGAGGAGUUGGUUGUCAUUGGCAACUUCCUGGAUCGCGAAUUCGUUCAGGAGCGAGACAAUGCGCUGAAGAAUCGCUUCUGGGAGUUCUUGGCGAACCUGUGGCCAGUUGACAGCACGAGCAACGAAGUAACGGGCGAUCGGCUGAGCGCCAUGUAUAGAGUCCUGCGGGACAGAGAAGUGAAGAAGCACAACGGAGACAAACCGGCCGCGGCGGCGGCAAAUGGCACUGCAGCGGCUUCUUAGGAUUCGCAAUCAUAAAAGUACGGACUGGGAGACGGGUUUCCAUUUGCGCAUAUCCAUCCAGUCACGAUUUGUGUUUAAUAUCAGCAUCGGCAUGGCGUUCUCGGUACUAGGUGGGCAGGGCAUUUUCAUUGUGGGUGAGGGAAUGAUAAGAUAAACUACAUACCCGGACUUGCAUGGUACAGGACGGACUCGUUUUUUGGAGUUUUGCGAAAACAAUAUCAUGUCUCACCUCAUGCGUUUUUGAGAUUUUUUUAGUGAGGCGAGGACAGACGAGCCGGGCCCUGUUCUGGUUGCUGCCUUCCGUGGAGGCAGGCGUGCGUGCGAGCGAGCGAGCGAGCCUUGCUGGCCGGCUGGCCGUAGGCUGGUCACAUGACGUUGGCCUCGUUUAGGUGCGAGUACGCGUAGCCUUGUUGGUCGCGGCGGCGGCGUGGUGGCAGACUGGAGAUGGGGCAUUGUACCCGUGCUGGCAGUCAUACCUACGGACGCUCGGUCGCAUCAGCAGGAGAUACGGAUCUGAGCCCGAUAUAUCUAGCGCAUAGGGAUGGACGGAUGGAGC
Messenger RNA from Colletotrichum scovillei, 5984 nucleotides. Its product is annotated as SNF2 super family protein. Gene Ontology annotation, biological process: regulation of transcription by RNA polymerase II; nucleosome organization. The record is from RefSeq and is a predicted model, not a curated record. NCBI's taxonomy places the organism in Eukaryota, Fungi, Ascomycota, Sordariomycetes, Glomerellales, Glomerellaceae. Bases 629 to 5428 code for a protein of 1599 amino acids. Gene Ontology annotation, cellular component: nucleus; chromatin. The transcript has 5 exons. Gene Ontology annotation, molecular function: ATP binding; DNA binding; ATP hydrolysis activity.